AUGCCCCCAUUUCUGGGCCUUCGGGGCAAUCGCCUCAAUGUGGCAGCUCUGUUGGGGGUGAUGAUGCCUUCCAUUGUCUCAUUUGGCUAUAACCAGUCAUUACUGGGCGGCGUCUUAACCUUGAACAGUUUCGAGCAGCAAUUCCGUGAGAUUGAUGUGGACGAUGCAACGCUUAAUGAAAAGGCCCAAAAGUCAACUGUUCAGGGUACAAUCGUUGCAUUGUACGCUGUCGGGGGCUUAUUUGGUGCUCUCUCGUGUAUUGGUCUGGGCGACCUACUAGGCCGUCGGCGGGUCAUUCUAGUGGCAGCUUUGACGCAAAUGGUCGGAGCUAUUCUGAUGACGAGUGCUUUUGACUUCGUUCACCUCAUCAUCGCUCGUUUGAUCCUUGGACUUGGCUGUGGUGGGUUGGUCGCAACUGUACCCAUUUGGCAGUCCGAGAUAUCAUCGGCACAUAAACGGGGUGCACAUGUGGCGACGACCGGAAUUUUUGCUGGAGGUGGUACAUCGCUUAGCCUCUUUCUGGACCUGGGGAUGUCUUUUGCUCCUGGGAGUGUGAGCUGGCGCUUCCCCUUCGCUUUCCAGGUACUGUUUUCAAUCGCUAUAAUUGGAGCCAUCUCGUUCAUGCCAGAGUCACCUCGCUGGCUGAUACAAAAGAAUCGGACUAUCGAGGCUCGCGAAAUCCUUGCGGCUUUGGAAGAUGUCAAGCCCAAUGACUCCAAGAUAGACGUUGAGAUUCAGGCCAUACAGUUAUCGCUCAAGCUUUCUGGUGAAGGGUCUCUGGGUCAAAUCUUUCAAAUGGGGCCCCAGCGAGCUUUCCAUCGAGCGAUGCUUGCCGCGUCUGUGAUGUUAUUCUUGCAACUAACUGGUAUCAAUGUCAUCACGUUUUUCACAAAUACAAUAUUCGAACAGUACCUUCGACUAGACUCUGUAACAUGCAGAGUUCUAGCCGCCUCUUAUCAGCUCGUCAGUCUCGUUGGAGGCACAGUUUGCAUAUUCACCGUGGAAGCCUUUGGUCGACGAGGCUUAAUGCUAGUCGGUGCCGCAGGCAACGCGAUCUGCUUGGCUCUUGUAGCUGGGCUGGGAUCCCAGCCGACAAACAAGGUUGCGAUGCACGUUGCAGUUGUUUUCAUCUUCUUGUAUCAUUUCACUUUCAUCAUCGGUUUCGGAGGAGUGUCAUUUUUGUAUGUUGGAGAGAUUGCGCCUUUGAAGAUGCGUGCCACUAUCAACGGUAUUAGCGUCGGGACAUUCUGGGCCUUGAAUGUCUUGAUCGCUGAAAUCACGCCAAUUGCAUUCAACGCUAUAUCAUGGCGCCUUUUCAUCAUUUUUGCCGGCUUGAAUGCCAUCAUGGUGAUUCUUGUGUAUUUCCUGAUUCCCGAAACCGCCGGUCGCAGUCUCGAAGAGGUAGACCAGAUUUUCGUCUCCUCGAAUAGUAUUUGGGACUCGGUCUGGGUUGCUAAGCGCCUCCCACGCUCGGCGUCGGAAGAUUUGCAGAAGGAAGAAGAGUGUCACUCUAAGGUUUGCCCGUGA
Molecule: messenger RNA, 1527 nt
Organism: Penicillium cataractarum
Lineage: Eukaryota; Fungi; Ascomycota; Eurotiomycetes; Eurotiales; Aspergillaceae
Product: sugar transporter
Exons: 2
Coding region: 1-1527 (508 amino acids)
Biological process (GO): carbohydrate transport; transmembrane transport
Cellular component (GO): membrane
Molecular function (GO): carbohydrate:proton symporter activity
Source: RefSeq, a predicted model, not a curated record